AUGUCUUUUUUCUCAAAAUUCACGAAAAAAUUAUAACCACAAAGAUUGAGUUAAAGAGAGCAAUUAAUGUAAAUUUUAGACAAUGUACUUAAACCUAAUAUUCAAUAUAACUUAAAAGAAGGAACUGAAAUACUUGCCCAGUAUUUGAUUAAAAGUGAAUGUAAAUUAUAUUAUGAUAUUCAAGAACAUAUAUCCACUUUAUUUGAAUUCUUAGCAACCAUUACAUUUGAUUUUUAACCAAUAAAAGUAAUUCAAUUAUUAGCAAUACUUCAUUAAUUAUUAUCAUAAGAUGAAUUAAGUUAAAAUAUAUCCAUCAAAAUAAGAACUGUAAAGAUGCCUUGGUUAUAAAAUAUAGGAACACUUAAAGGUAUAAAGGAUAAGAAUGAAAAAUGUUAAUAAACUUCAUCAAUUAUUUAAUUAAAUGAAAUACCAUAUUAAACACCAAGCUCACAAUUUUUGUAUGUUUAAUAGUGCUAUUUUUAUUUAUAAUUGCUUUCGUAAAACAUUGAUUUAUAUUAUGCAAUUUCUUUUAAUAAUUAUCCAUAUAGUACAAAAUAUGAGAUAGAUCAAAGACUUAAGUGCACUUGGAUUUAUAAAAUUUAAAAUAUAAUGAAUUAUGCAAUCCAGUUAUUAGUUUAUAAUAAAGAGUAUAUUGAGAUUUAGAAAGUUAUUUAUUAAGAUAUGUUAAAAUUUCAUUCAUUCAUAUGUUAGGAGAUCACUUAGGUAUUAGAUUAAUAUGCUACUUUGGGAAGAUGUUAUACUUUAAGUUUGUAUGAAAUAUUUUGUGAAAGCAACAAGCAUUAUGAAUAAUUGAAAAGGUUUUGGAAAGAAAUUGGAUUAUAAUAACCUGAACAAUGUAUGUUAUCCAAUGGGUUAUUAUAAGAAUUUUUGCUUUUUGUAUCCAAAUUAAAAUUGUUGAAUUAGAUAGUGUACAAAAAGAAAAUAAUAGAUCCUUUAUCUAAAAUAAAGGAUAUAAAUGUAUUUUUAUAAAUUAAUUAAUAAAAAAGAAAAUGAAUUUUAGAAAAGGAAGUUAAUACCAAAUUGAAGAUAUUGAGACUCAUGAUGAAGUUUUCAUGUCAAAUCAAUCAAAGAGAAAUUAAAAAUUAUUUACAUCUUGUGCUGUUUAAUUGUGA
Molecule: messenger RNA, 1133 nt
Organism: Paramecium pentaurelia
Lineage: Eukaryota; Ciliophora; Oligohymenophorea; Peniculida; Parameciidae
Source: the annotation of a GenBank genome assembly